AAGAAUCUAAUCCGGCAAUCCAUUCACUUGAUUAUGUGAACAUCAACAUUCUAUUUCACGCACACGACCAGUCAUGUCGACAGUAUCAUGAGUUCCUCGCAUUUCCUCGCAAGAUCACAGGGUUUUUGGGCAUCAAACACCAAGCAUCACAUGGCUGGUCAAGGCUUCGCCACCUCUUCCUCAGACACGGACACAGAACGAUUUACUGUAGGCGAUGGAGAAAGGAUAUCUACUCCCUGCCUCGGUCCCUGCGCCCAAACACCGUCGCAGCAAAGUCCCCGCUGCCACGCUCCUGAUUCUUGUCCCGAUCCUCACCCUCACCCUGCCUCGCGUCUUUCCCAUCUUCAACACUUCCAUCCUGUUUAUUCACACCCCUUCCCACUUUUAGCGCCAACGCUCCCUAAAGGCCCCAUAGACUGGCACCUUUGCGAUCCUUCCAACACUCGAUUCGAAUGUGGUCGAAUCAAAGUCCCGCUCAAUUACCUCAAUGAAUCGGAUGGAAGGAAGGUCGAGUUAGCGAUUGGGAGGUAUCUAUCGGUAAAUCCAAAGAGGAUGGGAUCAGUAUUUGUUAACCCAGGUGGUCCCGGGGGGAGCGGUCUGUCUUUCCUCUACCGUGCAGGGCCUCAACUUUCUCAAAUGCUCGAUGGGGCAUAUGAUAUCGUCUCGUGGGAUCCUCGAGGUGUCAAUGGGUCACUACCCAACGCCCUUUGCCACACUUCCAAACAAGCCCAAGAUAUCUACAACCUUCAGUUCUCCCGCCCCCUCGAGUUCAAUAACCUCACCGCCGAGGCUGCAGACCCCCUUCCGAGUGAAGACAUCUCUAUCCUCAAACAUCAAUUCAGGGAAUUAAUACGAAUCGGGCUUCGAUCUCUUCUCCCAUUACGGAACCGCCUCAGUCGUUCGAGACCUCGAACAUCUAUCCUCACUCAUAGAAGGACCUUCUUCACCGGUCAAUUACGCUGGGUUUUCGUAUGGAACUGAGAUAGGCGCUGUGUUCGUGGGGAUGUUCCCUGAAAGGGUUGGAAGGGUUUGGAUAGAUGGAGUGGUGGAUCCUGUCGUUUGGGCGGAGGUUCCGGAGUAUAAGUUUGCAUCCAGUAAGAUCUUUCCCUUUUCCUUACCCCUCUGGUCUCCCUCUGGACUUCUCCCGGGUGAUGGUAGCGUGAUGGGGUUGCUGAUUUUUCUGUUUUCUUUUUUUUUUUGGGGGGGGGGGUGAAUAGUUGAUUUGGUGGAUACGGACAAGGCGCUCAACGACUUUUUCCAGAAAUGUAUUGACGUAAGUUCAAUUGAAA
Messenger RNA from Cantharellus anzutake, 1289 nucleotides. RefSeq lists its product as uncharacterized. The transcript is spliced from 7 exons. NCBI's taxonomy places the organism in Eukaryota, Fungi, Basidiomycota, Agaricomycetes, Cantharellales, Hydnaceae. The record is from RefSeq and is a predicted model, not a curated record. Bases 88 to 981 code for a protein of 297 amino acids.